CCGCGCCGAGGCGAAGGAGAUGCUGGCGAGGCGACAGCGCGAUCCCCUCCAGUCCCUGCAGCGUCGCAAUCAGGAGCUGAAGCAGCAGGUUGAUGAUUUGCUUUCUGAGAGUCGAUUGAAAGGAGCUCUAGAAGCCAGUAAAAGGCGAGAUAUUUACCAAAGAUGUAUCCAAUUAAAACAGGCAAUAGAUGAAAAUAAAAAUGCUCUUCAAAAAUUAAGCAAAGCUGAUGAACCUGCCCCUGUUGGGAGUUACGAUCAGAAGAAAGAGGAGGAACACAAUCUUUUGGAUAAGCUCACCCACCAACUGCAGGAACUUGCUGUGUCCAUAAGUAGAGAAAAUGUCGCUGAAACUGGAGCGCUUACUGAAGGAGAGGACGAUGACAAUUCUGCUGAAGAAGACGAAGAAGAAGAAGAAGAAGAUGAAGAGACCACAAGUGGAGAAUACAUUGCUGUUGGAGAUUUUACGGCUCAGCAAGUCGGAGACCUUACAUUUAAGAAAGGGGAAAUUCUCCUUAUAAUUGAAAAAAACCCUGAUGGUUGGUGGAUGGCUAAGAACGCCAAAGGAAACAAAGGUCUUAUUCCCAGAACCUACUUGGAGCCCUGUAAUAAAGAAGAAGGCGAGGAGUCUAGUGAAGAAGGCAGUGAAGAAGAUGUAGAGAUAGGGGAUGAAACGGCAGAAGGAACAGAAGUUAAACAAAGAACCGAUUCUCAUUGGAGUGCUGUCCGAAAAGCCAUCUCAGAGCAGAUAAACACCGUCGACGUAUUGACCACGAUGGGAGCUAUUCCUGCCGGGUUCAGGCCUUCCACCCUCUUCCAGCUUCUGGAGGAAGGGAAUCAAUUUCGAGCAAGUUACUUCUUACAACCAGCGCUCACUACUUCACAGCUGGCCUUCAGAGAUCUAAUGUGGGAUGCUAAAACGGGCUCUAUUAGGUCAAGACCAAGUCGUGUUUCCUUGAUUCUGACCCUCUGGAGCUGUAAGAUGAUUCCUCUUCCAGGAGUGAGCAUCCAGGUUCUGAGCAGACACGUGCGCUUCUGUCUGUUUGACGGCAAUAAGGUUCUAAGCAACAUUCAUACAGUCAGGGCCACAUGGCAACCUAAGAAACCCAAAACAUGGACCUUUUCUCCCCAGGUUACUGGCAUCUUGCCCUGCUUGCUUGAUGGUGACUGUUUCAUCAGGUCCAAUUCUUCUUCUCCAGAUCUUGGAAUAUUAUUUGAACUUGGAAUUUCUUAUAUUCGCAAUUCAACUGGUGAAAGAGGAGAAUUAAGUUGUGGCUGGGUGUUUCUUAAACUUUUUGAUGCCAGUGGAAUUCCUAUUCCAGCAAAAACUUAUGAACUCUUCUUGAAUGGAGGCACCCCCUAUGAAAAAGGUGUUGAAGUGGACCCUUCAGUAUCCAGAAGAGCACAUGGUAGUGUUUUCCAUCAGAUGAUGACAGUGAGAAGGCAACCUCAACUUCUAGUAAAACUGAGAUCUUUGAACAGAAGAUCAAGGAGCACGCUAAGUCUACUGCCGGAAACAUUAAUUGGAAGUAUGUGCUCCGUUCAUCUGUUGAUAUUUUAUCGCCAGAUUCUUGGAGACGUGCUGCUGAAAGACAGGAUGAGCAUGCAUAGUGCUGAUUUAAUUAGUAAUCCAGUGCUGGCCACCUUCCCCAGGCUCUUGGAGCAGCCUGACGUCAUGGAUGCACUCAGGAGUUCCUGGGCUGAGAAAGAGAGUACAUUAAAAAGGUCAGACAAGAGAGACAAGGAGCUCCUGAAGGCCGUGUUCCUCCUGGUUUACCACGACUGCGCGCUCCCCCUCCUCCACUCCGCGCUCCUGCCCCCGUUCAGGUGGGCAGAGGAGGAGACCGAGGCCGCCCGAUGGAAGGUCAUCGCCGACUUCCUCAAGCAAAACCGAGAAAACGAGGGCGCCCUCCAGGCUCUGCUGUCGCCAGCGGGGCUCCAUGAACCUUUUGACAUUUCAGAGCAGACCUAUGACUUCUUGGGUGAAAUAAGAAAGAACGCAGCCUGACAGCGGUGCCCCUUGACCUUCCACUUCCUGCUGAAUCUGAUAGACCCUCCAUGGCAACCUGCAUCGCGUGACAAAACCAGAAGUAACUGUCCCAUCAUAACUUAGGCUUUAUUCUUUUUUGUUGAGGCCACAUUCUAUAAGAAAUAUUUAUCUGAUAAUUUGAAUAUGUGUUAAUACAAUGAAGUAAAUUUUUAUAAGGAAUACUAUUAUAUCUAAAUUUAAAGAGAAUUUUUUUUCAAAAACCAACUAAAAUUUUUGUUUUGUUUUUCUUUUUCUUUUUUAUUGAGUAUAGUUGAUUUACCAUAUUAUGAAAGUUUCAGGUGUACAAUAUAGUGAUUAACAAUUUUUAAAGAUUAUACUCCAUUUAAAGUUAUUAAUACUGGCUAUAUUCCCUGUGCUGUACAAUAUAUCCUUGUAGCUUAUUUAUUUUAUACUUAAUAGUUGUGCCUCUUAAUUCCCUACCCCUAUCUUGCCUCUCCCCACUGGUAACCACUAGUUUGUUCUCUAUAUCUGUGAGUCUGUUUCUUUUUUUUUAUUGAAGUAUAGUUGAUUUACAGUGUUGUGUUAAUUUCUUCUGUACAGCAAAGUGACUCAGUUAUGCAUAUAUAUAUACUCUUUUUUAUAUUCUUUUCCAUUAUGGCUUAUCAUAGGAUAUUGGAUAUAGUUCCCUAUGCUAUGCAGUAGGACCUUGUUGUCCGUCCAUUCUGUAUGUAAUACCAAGUAACAAAUUUAAGUUAACUGUAUCUAUAGAUUUGUAUGAAAGCAAGAUUUUAUCAAAAGCUAAAUUUAUGACUAUUCAAGAAAGUAAAAAUAUAAUCCAUAGAAUAGGAGAAGAUAUUUGCAAAUGAUAUAUCUGUUAAGAGUCUAGGACCCAGAAUAUAUUAAAUAUAUGAUUUUUUCUAAUAAACUUUAUGUUGUGAAAUGUAGGGGAAAUCAGAGUAAUCUAGUUGAGAAAGUUGUGUUAUUA
This is a messenger RNA of Eubalaena glacialis (North Atlantic right whale), 2972 nucleotides long. RefSeq names its product nephrocystin 1 (gene NPHP1). NCBI's taxonomy places the organism in Eukaryota, Metazoa, Chordata, Mammalia, Artiodactyla, Balaenidae. Gene Ontology annotation, cellular component: cytoplasm; cilium. Gene Ontology annotation, molecular function: protein binding. The transcript is spliced from 20 exons. The coding region runs from base 20 to 2005 and encodes 661 amino acids. The record is from RefSeq and is a predicted model, not a curated record. Gene Ontology annotation, biological process: protein localization involved in establishment of planar polarity.